GGUGACCGCCAUAUUGAUCAUCACCAUCAUCAGCAUUGACGGACUCACGUGGCAGGAAGGAAUAGCAUAACUUUUCCGACAAAUUUUCCUCCCAGACUAUGAAUUAAUGGCUUCCCCGAGCUGCCAGGACGACGCGGACGGGGGCGAGGGCGAGGGCGAGUGCGUGGGCGCGGGACUGCCCCUCGUGGAGCACCUGAAGGCGUGGCUACUGCCCUCCUCGCAGCCACUCAGCCGCCCACUACGCCCACGCCAGCGGUCAACCCUCAUGGCGCAGCUGGAGAGUGCCGGGGUAGAGGUGUUUCUUGACGGCCAGCGACACCAAGACACUAUACUGGGGGUGUCCGCACUGGGGGCAGACCGGGAAGCUGUGGUGUUGCCCGGGCAGGAGGUGGGGGGUCGUGGGGGGCGGGGCCUCACCUGUGUUGCUGAUUACUACAGGGAGAUUUAUGGCACACACCUUCACUAUCCUACUCUCAACUGUGUCCUGCUGGGAAGAGGGGUGUGGGUGCCUAUUGAGCUGGUGAGAAUCAUUUCCCUCCCCAACAUGAAGGGUGCCAACCUCUACCAGGCCUCCCCCUCCCCUCCCCCACCCUCCACCACCACCAUUACUACCACCACCCCAGAUCCCCCCUUCUUUCCCUCCUUUCCUUCCACCACCACCACCACCACUGAAACACCCAGUAACUUUGUGGAGAGAAAAACUGAUGGUACUGCUUCUACUGCUGCUGCUACUGCUACAGGCUCUCCAUGUUUUGUUUGUCCAUUUCAAGAGGAGGUGUUUGAGGUGAAGCUAGGAAAGGUCACAGGGCCACACACACAGGACACAGUGGAGGAUAUUGUGCCAAAGGUCACAGUGAAACCCAUACCGGCCUCCACAUCUGUCCCUACACCUGCACUGCACACCUGGGGCCUGCACGUCUACCACAAGGGCCUCACGACCAGGGACAUGGGGCAGUUCCUCAUCCACCUGAAGGAGGAAGGGCGGCAGGAGGGAGUGGAGGUGGCCGGCCCCGUUCAGCUCCGGUUCCCUGCCUGCCAAGACCCGAUGGAGGAGAUGCAGCAGCUGGCCCACACUUAUCCAGGCCUGCAGAUGGUGAUGGCUGUGCUGAAUGAUAGAGUAAUGUAUGGCUGGGUGAGGUUGGUAGGGGAGCUGUGCCUGGGGGUGGUGACGCAGUGUGUGCCACCCACUGCCGUGCUGCAACCUUCGGCACCCACACUGCGGCCUCUCAUUCAGCACAUCAGGGCCAAGCUAGGGGGGGCCCACCUGCGCCUGCCUCGCAUUACUACUCUGCCUCAUGUGGCCCCGUCCCUCCUGGUGAUGGCCCUGCACCGCGCCACCCCCAGGGCCAGGGGGGUGCCGGCUGUGAUGGCGGUGGUGGCCCUGGGCAGCCUUCCAGCCGGCCAGUACCUAACAGAGGUUUACGCACAAGAUAAUGAUGAUGAUGAUGAUUCUUGCCUGGAGGAUGUGAUUUGCCGCAUCCUGCAAGCCCUGACGCACCAGUACAGGCGGCCAGUACCAGAACAAGUGGUGGUGUACAGGGAUGGUGAGGGCCAGAAGGAGCAGAGGGCCAGACGGGACGUAGCAACACUUACUACUGCCUGUACACGGUUUAUGGGGAGCUACAGGCCAGAGAUAACCUGUGUGUUUGUGUGUGGGUCGCCAGUAAGCUGGUUUGUGGCAGAGGACAUGGAGGGCCCCGUCACCCCCUGCUGUGUGGCAGAACAGCGGGCAACACAGCUCAGUGACACCAGCUUCAGCAUUAGUGUCUCUAGUGAUGGGCAGUCAUGGCAGCCGGCAGUGUACAGCAUUGUGGGUGACGGCAUGCCAAUAGGGGCCCUGCAGCAGCUGACCCUGGCCCUAUGUCACCUCCCUGGCACCCCCACGGCACUCCAGCCCCUCCCUACCCCUGUGACGUGUGCAAGACUGGCAGUGUUGAGGUGCCACCAACACAUCAGAACAUUGCAUGAUAACUGGAGGCAGCGAAAGUACAGAGACCUACAGAGAGACAUUAACAGCUUAGUGACGGUGGAUACAUUUAAUUGCAUCGCCCACCAACUCUACUAUCUCUGAGUGUCCCAAUGCGUCACUGUGGUGGUGUGUGGUGCUGUGUGGCCACUGUUUAUGUUCAGCCACCACCAGGAAAGAUGAAUGAAGUGAUUUUGUAAAUGCUUAAGGAUAAUAAUGAGUUAAAUGACUGAUUUUGUAAAGUCUUGGGGAAUAAUGGUGUUUAAUGAUGAGUACUGUAAGAAAUGGUGGUGGUGGUGAUGAUUUUGUGGCUUUGUAGUGAUGAAAAAUGAUGAUGAAAGUAAAUAUGUUGUAUGAAAUGACUUUGUAACUACCAUAAGGAAAAAUAAUGAUGAUAUGAUGAUUUUGUAGCUUCAUAAGGAAAUAUAGAGAUGAAAAAUGAUGAUAAUGAAAGUAAAGACAUUGAAUGAAAA
Molecule: messenger RNA, 2439 nt
Organism: Scylla paramamosain (green mud crab)
Lineage: Eukaryota; Metazoa; Arthropoda; Malacostraca; Decapoda; Portunidae
Product: protein argonaute-4-like
Exons: 12
Coding region: 107-2071 (654 amino acids)
Molecular function (GO): protein binding; RNA binding; RNA endonuclease activity
Source: RefSeq, a predicted model, not a curated record